AUGGCCAUUUGCGUUAUAUGUCGCUUAGAUUGGACUCCAACCUUUUCACCCUUGCUUGAACCAUGCUCGGGUUGUGUUGCUCCCUAUGGCUAUCAUAAUCUAAUGCAACUGAGCACUGAUGCCAACCGUUUCACUCAAGAGGUACGUGGGGCACAUGUUUCAGGUAAUCUAGACGCACCUGAAGGCGGGUUUGACGCAAUCAUGCAGGCUAUAGUGUGCCGGGAGCAGAUUGGUUGGCGCGAGAAAGCCCGUCGACUACUGCUUUUUUCAACUGACGCCGGUUUUCACUAUGCGGGCGAUGGCAAGCUGGGAGGUGUUAUUACCCCGAACGACGGCGAGUGCCACUUGGACAAGGACGGCCGCUACACGCAUUCGACUGUGCAAGAUUACCCGAGCAUCUCGCAGAUAAACGUGAAAGUGAAGCAGAAUGCCAUCAACGUCAUUUUCGCGGUAACGGCAGAAGAGCUGUCGGUAUAUGAGAAAUUGUCCCGUCUGGUGGAGGGUUCUUCGGCUGCCAAGCUGUCCAAUGACUCGUCCAACAUCGUAUCGCUGGUACGCGAGCAGUAUAAUAAAAUUUCUUCCUCCGUCGAGAUGAAAGACAAUCGCACAGAUAACGUGAUUGACGUGAAGUAUUAUUCUCGCUGUCGUAACGCUGGUGGACAACUAGUGGCAACCAAUCGCUGCGAAGGUCUUAAGGUGGGAGACAUGGUGACGUUCGAGGCGCAGAUUACACUGAUGCAGUGUCCAAACGAUCCUCGUGAUUGGCACCAAGUGUUGCAGAUCUACCCUGUUGGUAUCAACGAAAGCCUAACGAUCGAUAUAGAGAUGCUGUGCAGCUGCUCGUGUGAACAUCCUUCCGAUUCGGAGUACCGAACGCAAGCAGACGAGUGUAGUAACGCCGGUACGUACAAGUGUGGUAUCUGUGAGUGCGAUGGCCAGAACCACGGGCAACGGUGCGAGUGUUCAGCACUCGAUAGUGCUCUAGAGCCGGGUAUGGUAGAUGCGUGCCGCAUGUCGAACUCGUCUGACGAAUGCAGCAAUCGGGGACAAUGCGUGUGCGGUGUAUGUGUUUGUGAAAGACGCCCGAACCCGGACGAAGUGAUCGAAGGCCGUUAUUGUGAAUGCGACAAUUUCUCCUGUGAUCGUCCAGGAGGGCUGUUGUGCUCGGGACCAGACCAUGGACGUUGCGUGUGCGGACAGUGUGAAUGCCGAGACGGAUGGACCGGGCCAGCCUGUGACUGUCGGGCAAGCAAUGACACUUGUAUGCCUCCCGAUGGUAGUGAGCUUUGCUCGGGGCACGGAACUUGCGAAUGUGGUAUUUGCCGGUGCAUGGUAACAGACGAGGGUCGUUACACUGGCCGCUACUGUGAAAAAUGUCCAACGUGCUCUGGGCGCUGCAACGAGUUUAAGCACUGUGUUCAGUGCCAGCAGUAUAAGACGGGGCCACUCGCUGAACCAGAGGACUGUGCCACUAACUGCACGCUGUUUGUGCCUAUCCCGGUCGAGAAGGUUAUGAUAGACGAGAAACGUAAUGACAACAAAUGUACGUUCUACGACGAGGACGACUGUCGGUUCGAGUUCACAUACAACGACAGUGACCAGGAUAAGGUGACGGUCAUGGCACAAGAAAAUCGUGAGUGCCCGCCCAAAGUAUUCAUGCUUGGCAUCGCGUUGGCGGUUAUUGCGGCAGUUGUGCUCAUUGGUAUGGCUGUGCUAUUACUUUGGAAAGUGCUCACUUCCAUUCACGAUCGUCGCGAAUUUGCCCGGUUCGAAAAGGAACGCAUGAUGGCUAAAUGGGACACGGGAGAGAAUCCUAUUUACAAACAAGCAACAACAACAUUCAAAAACCCAACUUAUGCUGGCAAGUGAGGAUAUGACAAACGUAAGAGCUACUAUAAAACGCAUCAACGGAGUAGAUUAUACAAUCAAUCGACAACUAAUAAACAAUAACCAACAGUGCCAUCUCCCCGAGUGCCUUUCGUUUUUUCAAGCAUGAAAAAACACUGUUUUAUUUUGACAUUAUUGUUUGCGAUGGAAAGCUAGAUUUAGAGCAAAUACGAAGUAUUUUAAUUAAUUAAUGAACAAAGGAAGUAAACUUUUUUUAAAACGUCUUAUAGAUGUCAGGAAAGUACAUACAAGGUGCGUUUCACGGAAAACAGGACUUUUUAAAAAUGAAGUUAAAAACAAAUGUUUUUGGGCUAAUUCUUUUUUAUUUAUUCAAAAUAAUCUCCCUCGGAUGCAAUACACUUUUUUGCGCGGUCUAAAAGCAUUUCAAAUGAGUGUUUUAUGUCCUUCAGAUGGAUCGCUUUGAGGAUGUCGGUACACGCCUUUUGGAUGGCAUUUACGUCCGUAUAUCGCUGGCCUUUCAUGGGCAAAUGCAUUUUUCCGAAGAGGUAGAAGUCACAAGGUGCCAAAUCCGGCGAAUACGGGGAGUGAUUGAUAUUUAAAAUGUGAUUUUUAGUCAAAAAUUCGUCAAAAAGAGUCAAAAGAAUUCGGAGCAAUUUUUGGUCGUCAGUCAACUUGUGCGGAACAAACCUUGCACACACCUUCCGGAAGCCCAGUUUUUCCGUCAAAAUGCGAUAAAUUGAUGGUUUGGAGAUGCCCAAUUCCAUUUCCAUAAAUGAGAGUAAGUGAAAGUGAAGAUUUUGGCUGAUAUUUGACAAAGUCACGCACAAUUUCGAUGGAUUCUGGCGUGAUCACGGUAAAUUCCGGGCCUGGAUGAUCGUCGUCAUUUAGGUCCUCCCGACCGUUUUUGAAUCGGUUAAACCAGGCAUGCACUCUGCUACGGGAUAAACAAUCAGCACCAUACACUUGGUUCAUCAAUUGAAACGUUUCGGUAAAAGUUUUACCAAAUUUAAAGCAACACUUAAUAUUGGCUCUUUGUUCGAUGCUCAUUUUUGUACCGAUGACACAAACAUACUGUCACUUAAAACGCAAUAACUCGACUUCCAAUGGAUGAAAUGUCAUCAAAUUUUUACUGGAAGUUGGGAAAGGAUGUGCUUACCAACACACAUUCUCACCAAGAGAUAGCGCUGCCCGAAAUGUCCCGAUUGAAAAAGUCCUGUUUUCCGUGAAACGCACCUUGUAUGACGCGUAGAUGUGCUCGUUGUGGAUUCAUCUAUGUUUGGAAUUGAUUGUGUGGUGGUAACGAAGGCAACAAAUCUAAUUGCAAAAAUAUUGACUUAAUUCUUUUGCAGCGUUUGCUAGCUGUGCUCCUGUUAGUAUGCUUAGUCGUUUAACAUAUCAUGGUAGCGUGGUAAAUUUUUUGCGUAUAUUUUGUAGGCUGCAUGCAGGUGUCAAUUUGUUUUUUAAAAGUCAAAAAAUAAUAGGCACCUAAAAUUAUGAACGCAAUUUGUCUUGCCAAUUCUUCCUUGAACGUACUAGCUUUAAAUGGCUACGUUAAGGCCUGAUUUGUUCGUCGAUCACUUAGAAGUGAAAUAUGCAUAAAAAAGAAAGAAGAGAAUAAGGUAUUAAUGGCAAAAGCACAUGUAUCAUGAGAAUUAAAACAAGUCUAUCUUUUUGCUUAUUUUAACUACGAAGACAUCUGAUGCGACGGAAACUAACUUCAUUAAGUCUAAGAUUAGCAAUGAAUGAUUCUCAUAAAAUUUCUAGCUUGUAAUUUAUUAUCUUCAGAACUUUUUUGUGUUAUUUUAACUAAUCUGAAUAAAAAUAUUCAAUAAUU
Anopheles bellator is the source of this 3682-nucleotide messenger RNA. It is a transcript of the gene mys, whose product is annotated as integrin beta-PS. The transcript has 5 exons. Gene Ontology annotation, cellular component: cell surface; focal adhesion; integrin complex. The record is from RefSeq and is a predicted model, not a curated record. Gene Ontology annotation, molecular function: integrin binding. Gene Ontology annotation, biological process: cell adhesion mediated by integrin; integrin-mediated signaling pathway; cell-matrix adhesion. Lineage: Eukaryota; Metazoa; Arthropoda; Insecta; Diptera; Culicidae. Bases 1 to 1869 code for a protein of 622 amino acids.